Messenger RNA from Rubroshorea leprosula, 1245 nucleotides. The record is from the annotation of a GenBank genome assembly. Lineage: Eukaryota; Viridiplantae; Streptophyta; Magnoliopsida; Malvales; Dipterocarpaceae.
CCGAUUUCCGUUCCGCCGGUAGUAGUAGGCGGCUGGGUCUGGGGCUCACCACCGAUUCCGAUCUAAUUCAUCUUUUACCUUUACCCCUUCUCUUUUCUCUUUUCUCUUUUCUCUUUUCUCUUUCAGACCAGCAAACAAAUGGCGGGAUUCAUCUACCAACUCUUCUCAUCUUCAUCUCUGUUCUCCCUUGGACUCUAUCAUCUCAUCUGCUCCACCCGUUACUUUCUCAAAUCUCCCCAUUCCUACUCCGCCAAGCCCUUCCACUCCUUGCCCUUCUCCUCCUCCUUCUCCAACCGCUUCAAAUGUCUCCCUCUUCAUCUCCUCAUUCUCUGCCUCUUCAUUGCCUUCCUCCACCAGGCCAUCAUCUCCUCCGAUCCCGACCCUCUCCUCAAGGGCCGCACUCCCGUCCACCGCUUCACCUCUCUCCAGUCCGCUGCCGUCCUCUUCCUCUUCUUCCUCCUUUCCCUUUCCCUCCUCCUCUCCGAAUCCACCUCUCUACUCCCCAUCCCUCCCGAUCUCUUCUUUGCACUCGCCUCCGCUGUCUUCUUUCUUGACCACUCUGUUUCCUCGGCCGCCGCCUCUGUCCAGACUUCCGAUCUCCAAGUCAAAUGCGAUUCCGUCUCCGCUUCUGUCUCUUCCUUAUCUUCGCUUCUGUGCCUUAUUCUCGCCUGCCAGCCCAGGCUCUUCAUUGUGGAUGUGGGAUUGGCAGCGUCACUGUGCUUGCAGGGGCUAUGGGCGCUGCAGACGGGUCUGUCUCUUUAUGUUGAGACCUUUAUACCCGAAGGCUGUCAUAAGAUGCUUGAUGUUGUGAGCGGUGUAGAGAGCUCUACCAAGUGCGACCUUGAGGAGUCCAAGUUGCGGGCUGUUGCAAUUCUGGAUCUGGCCUUUUUGGUUCAUGUGAUGUUCGUGGUGAUCAUUCUCGUGCUUACUUAUGCUCUUGUUGCUAAGAGCGUCGGGAUGAGGAGACUGGGGGCCUACGAGGCGUUACCCUCUUCUACCACUGCUACUACUCUUGGGGACUCUAAUCAUAUUCAGAUGAAGGCAUUGACGGGCACGCAGGCUUGAUUUUCUUUUCAACUUUCACUCUUCUUCCGUUUAUUUAUUUAUAUAUGAUAUUAUAACUGAUUAGACUGUUGUUGCACUAUCGUUUGUGUGGUUUUAGCUUUACUGACAGAGCUUGUAUCUUUAGGGAACUUGCCCAAGUUUUGUAUAUACAAGUUGUUUUUGGCGUGUGAUUUUCAAUUG